GGAGCCUCACUGAAUCUCGUCUUGAGACAGUCUACAUAACAUUUACUGUAUUUUAGGUGCGCUCGAGCAGUGUGAUCAGGACGUGCGUGCGUCGGCGUAGGAGCCCUCUAUGUACAGCGUCGGUGUUGGACUGAGCAUCAGUCACACCGCAUGUUGUAGGUGGACGACAGCUAGCGGAUAAAAAAACAAAUCUAUAUCGGGACCAGCCCAGCUGUCAGCAGCGGAAACCUGAACAGGUGGCUCCUUCAGUAUCGGCUUCAAGGCGCAGAGACCCUCAACAGCUUGUCUCCCUCGCUAAUCUCCUCUCUGACGACAGCGCAUUUACCCUGCGCGCGUAAAACCGGGAGCUCGGCUGGUUUGGGCUGGGGGAUCUGAUCAGUCAUCAGGCUUUUACUCAUCCGGGUUGAGUCAGUGCUCAUCACGAAGUUGCACUCGCGGAAAGCGUGUUUUGGUUUUGAGGCUGCACCGACAAGAGUUGGAUACAAUGACUCUUUCCUGGAUUUUAUAAUUUCUCCCGUGUGCUUGGAUUGUCAAGAUCGGCACUGAUAGCACAGCAUGUUGCCAGAAAUAAAUAACAAGACAUCCCGGCCCGAGGCCUUCCCUCACCCUCACAGACACGCCACAGAAGGCAGCCGUAUUGGAACAAGUCGACCCUGCUCACAGUUUGGCUCCGGUGUAGGGACCCUGCCUCAGCUUGAGCCACCAGUGGUCCAAGUGGUGGUCAGCAAUGCCAAAAACCAGCACCAGCAGUCAGACAGCAUCCUGCCCCAAAUUGCCAACAAAGGAGGUCAAAAUAACUACCAGACACACUCGGAUGAGAGGCCGAAGCCCACCCAGCCGUUCACCAUGCGGUUUGGUGCAACAAUGGAUAAAGUGUCAACGUCCCGCAACAAGAUUUUCAGCAACAAGGUGGAGAAGGAGAAAGUAUUUGAGGGACAAAGGUUACCCAUGUCACCUAUAGAGGCAUUAAAUAACUUCCAAGAGCGGCUCACGGAGUUUGAGCAGGAGGAGAUCAUGGACUAUUCAGAGGUCUGGUUCCUGGGCGCGGGCUCCCAGAAGAUCGAGGGUUCCCAGGGAGCGCCGCAGAACUCUGGAUAUGACGACGAGCACGGGAGCUACAUCAGGGUGCUCCACGACCACAUCGCCUACAGGUUCGAAGUGCUGGAAGUGAUCGGAAAAGGCUCCUUUGGGCAAGUCCUAAAAUGUCUGGACCACAAGACCAAUGAACUUGUAGCCAUCAAGAUGAUUCGCAAUAAGAAAAGGUUUCAUCAUCAAGCUCUAGUUGAGCUGAAGAUCCUUGACGUCAUAAAGAGGAAAGACAAAGACAACCUCCACAAUGUGAUCCACAUGAAGGAGUACUUCUACUUCCGGAAUCACCUUUGCAUCUCCUUUGAGCUUCUGGGGGUCAACCUGUACGAGCUCAUCAAAAAAAACAACUUCCAGGGCUUCAGUAUCGCUCUCAUCCGUCGCUUCGCCCAUGCACUUCUCAGAUGCCUGCAGAUGCUGCACAGGGAGAAGAUAAUCCACUGUGACCUCAAACCGGAGAACAUCCUUUUGUCUCAGCGAGGGCCAGGCAACAUCAAGGUGGUCGACUUUGGCUCCAGCUGCUAUGAACAACAAAGAGUGUACACCUACAUUCAGAGUCGCUUUUACCGCUCACCGGAGGUCAUCCUGGGCCACCCCUACAGCAUGGCCAUUGACAUGUGGAGCCUGGGCUGCAUCCUAGCUGAGCUCUACACCGGCUAUCCUCUGUUCCCGGGAGAGAGCGAAGUGGAGCAGAUAGCUUGCAUAAUGGAGGUUCUUGGAAUGCCUCCAAAUGAUUUUGUUCAGUCAGCAUCAAGGAGGAAGUUAUUCUUUGACUCAAAAGGAAACCCGAGGAACAUCACUAACAGCAAGGGGAAGAAACGGAGACCCAACUCCAAGGAGCUGUCAGCUGCUUUGAAAACGAACGAUGCCUUGUUCUUAGAUUUCAUCAAACGCUGCCUCAGUUGGGAUCCAACCAAGCGCAUGACUCCUGACGAGGGUUUACAGCACGAGUGGAUCCUGGAAGGAAAUUUCAACCGGACCAGAGCCAGGCCUACAGCCAAGAAGACCUCAGACAGUUCGACGAGCACGGACAGACAAACUAACAGCAAGCCUGGGGAGAAGGUCAACUCAGAAAGUAAAAGCAACGACAAGCUGAAGAGGGAAAGUUCAGCUUCAGGAACAAAGAUGGCCCCUGCCGAGCGUCUGCGGCCCAUCGGGGCCUCGGCGGAGGAGGAAGUGUGUGAAAGCCAGGGCAAGAACUCCACGGAUACUAAGCGACAAGAAGAGAGCGGAGAGAGGCCUGUGCACAUCAUCAUCAAACCUCAAGAGGAGGAGUACGCAGACAGGAAAGACAGCCAGGAACCGAAUCAGUGUUUGCCCCCUAUCAUGUAAAAGUCAGAGGGAAGCGUGCUGUGUUCAAGACAGUGGGGGGAAGUGGAGGUUUCGUUUUAAAAUGGACUGAUGAGAAAUCUGCUUUUUGUUUGGCUCUGCACAUGUGAGAAAUUAGAAGAUGCUUCACACAGUCAUUUGCAACGGACGCUGCCACGUUGCUACAUGACGUCAAGAUACUUGAUGGGUACUUUGUUCCCACAGUGUUACAGAUACAGAGAUCAUCAGUAAAGGGGGACAGCUAUUUAUUGUUUUAAGUAUACAGUCAUAGGGUAUUAUUUCUGUUCAGUGAAGCUUUUUUUUUUGUUAAAGGAGCUGAAAGGCGUUUUAUCUAUGUGUGUCACAACCGAGACACCAAACAAUAUUUAACACAGGAUGGAAAUGUUGUUUUUAGAUUCUUAGCGCAGCAUCACAUUUUCGCUGUCAACGUCUCCUUGUAUUAUUUAAUGAAAUCAAUCUUUGCUGCGCAUUGAAAAUCUCUUGACAGGUGAGAACUUUACUUUGAUAAAACGAAAAUGUGCAUGGGUAGAGUAGAAGAUUAAAUAUGUUCUUGCUUUUUAUUCGUUUAGUCAUUGUAGACUCGUUUAACUUUCAUAAAGGUAAAGGAUUUCAACGACUGUGUGCAAUAAAGGCUGAGCCAAAUGUUUUUUUUUCUUUUUUUAUUUACAACAUUAUGAAAUAAUUGUCAUGUACAUUUUUAAUUGUAGAAUGAAAUCAAUGACAUACUGAUGAUUAAUUAUUUCAGUUAUUUAUUGUGGAAUACUCCGUGUUUCAUAUUUGUUUAACAGUUUAAGUCAAAAACCAUAAAACGUGUAUUUGUUAUAGAAUUUAUUGUGUAUAUAUUUCUGAUGUAAUUUCUUGGACUACAGAACAUAUUUUAAGGAAAUAUUUAGACAAGGUUUUACUUGUUGUGUUGUUACCGUAUGAAAACAUUUUGUAUGUCUGUGUUAUUCCUAAUAUUUUUUACAUUAGAAACAAAAAGACAAUCCUAUUAUUGAUAGUUUGUGCCUUGCAGUAUUAGAAAUAUUGCACUUUAUUGUGUGUGUGUGUGUAUGUACACAUGGAUUAGAAACGGCUGAGAUGGUUUUGGAUUAACACGCCAGGAUCCCCUUUAUCUGACAAAAUGACAUCUAACAAUUAACUAGCUUUUUAUAACUGAUUUGUUUUUUAGUCGCCAGCAGAGAUCUGACUUAUAAAGUGUAGACCUGUGCACUCACUAUGUAUUAGCUUAGGAAGCAGACCUACUGAGAGGAUGGACUGUAGCUGAAACAGGACAUGUUGAGAAAAGUACUUUUUAUGUCUUUUAUGAUUUAAUAAAAUGUAGUUAAAAAUA
Messenger RNA from Mugil cephalus (flathead mullet), 3748 nucleotides. RefSeq names its product dual-specificity tyrosine-(Y)-phosphorylation regulated kinase 4 (gene dyrk4). Gene Ontology annotation, cellular component: nucleus. Bases 556 to 2418 code for a protein of 620 amino acids. The record is from RefSeq and is a predicted model, not a curated record. Gene Ontology annotation, molecular function: protein serine/threonine/tyrosine kinase activity; protein serine/threonine kinase activity; ATP binding. The transcript has 14 exons. Gene Ontology annotation, biological process: peptidyl-threonine phosphorylation; peptidyl-serine phosphorylation. NCBI's taxonomy places the organism in Eukaryota, Metazoa, Chordata, Actinopteri, Mugiliformes, Mugilidae.